Messenger RNA from Rhizopus microsporus ATCC 52813, 930 nucleotides. RefSeq lists its product as uncharacterized. The transcript has 2 exons. NCBI's taxonomy places the organism in Eukaryota, Fungi, Mucoromycota, Mucoromycetes, Mucorales, Rhizopodaceae. The record is from RefSeq and is a predicted model, not a curated record. The annotation marks the transcript as partial.
CUACAAUAUGAGUAGAUCUGGUUCAGAAGCCAUCGCUAAAGCAUUAAAAGGUGGAGGAUUAUCGUCUGUUGAAAAGAUUAAGAAGGCACGCGAAGCAUGGAACAAUAAUUCAUUAUUCUUUCCAAAUAAAGAUGAUUUUUUGUUUACUUGGCUUUGUAGUUCCUUUGCUAAACCAAACAUGAAAAAGCUAGACGAUUGUUGUCUAUUUCAAAUCGAUUAUUGGAUCUUGUUUGUAGAUCUAUUAGAACACUAUCAACAAUCACAAGAUCGCAAUCUACCUCCUGUUCAUAUCAAUCCUCUUGCAUCUGUCAUCGCCGUCUUACAACAUACCGACAAUAUCACAAAAGACUAUUUAUUGCUAAUCAGCCGAUACCUUCAGUUGUUCUUUUCUGUGUCAUUUACCUCGUCUUAUAGACCUACAUUUGAACAUGUCUCAGCUCUAGUAGAACAGGUCUUGAUCAACCUCGAAACACAAACCAAUGAAGCGUUACUUGCCAUUGCCUUGCCUGCUUUACAAAAAUUAAACUCGCAGAUUGUCGCUAUUGCCAACCAGAAAAAGGUAUUGAAACAACAAAAAAAAUGCCUUCAAACUAAAAUAGACAAUAGGUUUUUUCAACGCUCGUAGACAAGCUGCUUUCCAAGUUAUUGCAUGUACGACGACGCAUGGAUGAUUUAAAGAUCAAAGAACAGAUUACAGACAUUAUCUGUAAGGGCCUAUUUCACUCAGAUAUCAUCUUGGAAUAUACCUCUGUUCUCAGCUCAGUUGACACUACAGCAAAGCAAACAACCUAUGUGAUCAGGCUGUUUGACUUGUUGGAAAGUAUGAUCAAACAAGACAGGAAUCAAAUGCUUGACGGUAAAUGCUUUAUUUUUUUUCCAGAACACAUAUAUAUUAACAUCUACAAAAGCUGUCGAUAUCAUGCCUACUUU